Aspergillus caelatus is the source of this 1996-nucleotide messenger RNA. Its product is annotated as glycosyltransferase family 31 protein. The coding region runs from base 286 to 1743 and encodes 485 amino acids. NCBI's taxonomy places the organism in Eukaryota, Fungi, Ascomycota, Eurotiomycetes, Eurotiales, Aspergillaceae. The record is from RefSeq and is a predicted model, not a curated record. The transcript has a single exon. Gene Ontology annotation, cellular component: membrane. Gene Ontology annotation, molecular function: acetylglucosaminyltransferase activity.
CCUGUUUGGAGCAUUUUCUCUCGUUUCCUGUUUUUAUUCUUCGUCUUGUAUACUAUCUCUCUCUCUCUCUCUCUCUCUCUCUCUCUCUCUCUCUCUCUCUCUCUCUCUCUCUCUCUCUCUCUCUCUAUCUCUCCUUCCCCUCAUCCUCCACUCGUUACCGCUCGUCUCCUUCAUCCCACCUUAGGUGCCGUGUUGGAUGGUCGAGAUGCUUAUGCUUUUCUAGUGCGGUACCUAAUCUAUUUUUAAUAUUUUUACCCGUUCAGCUAUUCACAUUAAGAAUCCAUAAUGUUGGCGAAAGUUGGGGAGAAGCCCCCUGCGAUGGGUGCCUCGCGGGUAUGGAAGAAAAAGAUAUUUCGUUUUACAGUCAUUCUCUGCUUGGUGAGCGCUUUUGCGUAUUUCCUCUGGCCUCAGAUUGAACCCCAGGAGAUUACUGCCGAUACCAUCUCGAAUAUCACAAUCACGUCCAGUGUGCAAUGCGAGCCGGACUUCGACGCUCUUCGCCGUCUCGAUGUCCAUAAAUUGUCAGAAUAUACGCGCCGGGAGGUGAUCGCCGUUCCUUCUUCCAACGAUGCCCUGCCCGUCAGGCAAAAUCUCCAGACGCCCUUGUUCGAGCGGAAAUCGUCGAAUGACGUCGAUCGCCUCUCGAUCCAGCAGUCGCAGGACGAUUGCAUGAUCCCAGAGCCUGUGACUGUCCAGGUUCUCCAGCCUCCAAGAAAUGUGGACGCAUCACACAUCGACUUCGGUGUUGCGACAACGCUGGGACGGUUGAAUGAGUCCUUGGAUGCGUUCUCUCACUGGGCUAGCUACACUAAAACUCGCAUCUUCGCUCUCAUUGAGCCUGAUAAGGAUAAGCGAACACAUGAGGUCCAGGCUAAGGCUGACUCUCUCGGAAUCAAUUUGUAUAUUACGGAAAACGACGAGGAGUAUCAACGCCGGUACUUCACUUUGGUCUCACAUUUGGGGAAGCACAUGCGGCCGCAGACGCGAUGGUCCUGCGUCAUCGAUGAUGAUACCUUUUUCUUGUCCAUGUCUGAACUCGUGAAGGCUCUUGGGGAAUAUGACGAUACUCAGCCCACAUAUGUCGGCGGUCUUUCGGAGUCUAUCCCGCAGAUCGGUGUGUUCGGUUUGAUGGGAUUUGGAGGCGCAGGCGUCUUCUUAUCUCGACCCCUCGUGGAGGAAAUCAGCAAGCCCGAGGUCUUUGAAGCCUGUCUGAAUACGGACCACACCGGCGACCGGAGGAUAUCUUUGUGCAUUUACCAGCACACCUAUACACACCUGACCAUCAACCACCGCCUGCACCAACUUGACGUCCAAGGCGACGUAUCAGGAUUUUUCGAGUCGGGACGGCAACCACCUCUUUCUGUACAUCAUUGGAAGUCGUGGUUCCAUAUGGACAUGGCCAAGCUCAGUGUCGUCAGCGAGCUCUGUGGCGAUAGUUGUCUCUUGCGGCAAUGGAAGUUCGCCGACGGCUGGAUCUUGACGAAUGGCUUCUCGGUCAUGAAGUAUAGCCAGGAGCUCGAUCCGAAUGACAAGACCAUGGAACUUACAUGGGAAGGCCAGAACGGCGCAGUACACGAAUCGUUCCUGCACGAGUUCGGUCCUUUGCGUGGAAAGGACUGGGAUAAAUUCAGCUACGUGCUGGAAGACUCUAUUCUCGACGGCAACAAAGUACGGCAAUGGUACGUCCAUCGCGAUGCUGAGAAGGGUGACCAGAUUUUAGAAUUGAUUUGGCGAGCUCAAUAGAGGACUACAUAUUUGAGUUCUCAGUUUGGCGUCUGGGGUGUUUCUAACUUACUACAUUCAAUCGGCCCUUUUUUUUUUUAUGCCUCUUUUCUACCAUUCAUCGUUGGCUAGGGUAUGCCUUACAACUCUCUGGCCACCACAUUUACCCACAUACCCCCCUCCCCUUUCUGUUUAUAGAUAAAAGAAUGCCCUUCGGCGGAAGCGUAUAUAUGGUUUAAUCCUCACGGCGGAUAGAUUAUGAGUUUCGUUAUUU